ACCACCGAAUGACCGCAGUGACCCAGAAAAAAUGGCGAGCAAAAAUUGGGACCCGCAUAAAGUCUUCGACAUUUCUCCUGAGGAGAGAGCAGUGGUCGAAGAAAGAGCGCGAAUGCGUGUGGAACUCAAAGCUGAAUGGCAAAAGAAAUUGACAAACCCAAACAAGCCAACAACGGGUUUUAUUUUUGAUCCAGCCAUCCAGCGAUAUUUCUCAACACGUUCUGGUGGUUAUCAAUAUUUCAAGCCCACACCAUACACUGCGGCUGUAACAUUUAGCUUAGUAAUUGGGCCAAUGAUACUAUUUUCUGUCUGGGCACAAAGGUCAAAGAAUAAGGAGGAAGCAACUUAUCGGAGUGGAACUGUAGCUUACAAGGAUAGAUGGAAUAAGUUCUUGAAUUAGGUCGUUCUUGAGGAGGCGCUGCUUUAGGGGACUCUAUGAGAGAGUGAACUGUGUGUGAUCAGAACUCGUGAUCUGAGAUGCUUCUAAGUGGAGAAAUAGAUUUUCAGAAGUGUGGCUUGGUCGUCAGUGUUCAGUUGUUUUGAUUCCUCUGUCAAGAGGUCCAUGCAACCAUAGCAACUGUAAAAUCAAUAAAACAUAUAAAAUGUACUCCGUGUGUCAAGUAGCCUUUGUUUUAGGAGAUUUGAAUAUACCAGCGAGUAUUUGUUCCGCUGAUCUGAAACUUAUUUAACCCUUGCACCACUUUCCUCGAUGAAGUUGUCAAUGUCUUAACUAGAAGAUUCCAGACUGGAAAAUUGAGAUGAACAAGUUAAAUCGAGGUGUGCAUGGCAUGAAAAUUGGUUCAGCAUUCUGUAUUAAGAAAUGGCGCUUUUAUUACUCUCAAUGCUGUGAAGGUGACACCAUCUGAUUGCUCUGAAUCUUGGUGAGACAUCAAAAUUGACAACCCACACAGUGAGGACAGUUGCUAUCUGAACAGCGUCCAUUUUGACAACAUUUCGCACUGGUUAGACCUGGAUGAUAUUCUCAUGAAGACCUGUGAGGAGCUCCAUCAGUUAUUUUGACUUAGAAAGUGUAUUGUGUGGAGUCUGAUUUACACAGCUCAGCUCAAUAUUUACUGUAAAUAGAAUUCAUGAAUGUGUUGUUCACAGAUGUGAGAGUUUGCCACAAAUAAAAAGUUGUAGACAGAA
Lineus longissimus is the source of this 1146-nucleotide messenger RNA. Its product is annotated as NADH dehydrogenase [ubiquinone] 1 beta subcomplex subunit 4-like. Lineage: Eukaryota; Metazoa; Nemertea; Pilidiophora; Heteronemertea; Lineidae. Bases 32 to 400 code for a protein of 122 amino acids. The record is from RefSeq and is a predicted model, not a curated record. The transcript is spliced from 3 exons. Gene Ontology annotation, cellular component: mitochondrion.